AUGCAAUCGCCUACCUGCCAUUCACCAUCGACGGCCUUCCUCAGAAGAAAGGUGAUGAAGCCCCUCAUGGAGAAGCGUCGCAGGGCGCGCAUCAACAACUGCCUCUCGGAGCUCAAGCGGUUCCUGAUGGCUAACGACGGCGGCACCUUCGAGAAGCAGAGCUCGCGGUCUCAACGCGUAGAGAAGGCAGACAUUCUCGAGAUGACCGUCAAGUUCCUCCGCCAACGGCAGCUCCACCUCGAAAGUGAUUCCCACGAAGAGGUCGAGCGCACCCAGCGAUUCCACGACGGUUACCGGCACUGCGUCUUCGAGGUGUCCCGGUACGCCAACGCCAUGGAGCCGCGGCUGAGGGACACGCUGCUGACCCACCUGCAGUCCAGGCUACACCACCUGUCUGCAAGCACCGGUGGCACCGGCAUGCAGCCGGCUUACGCGGACGAAGCCGUCUCGUCAACGAACGGCGACGCACCCGACCUUCAACCUGGACGUCCCGCGAGGCUGCACGAUUACGGCUACGAGGCCGGUUCCGUAAGCGACGCCAGCGAAGAGGAGUCAUCGUCUUCAGACUACGGCGACGUCGCCUCUCCGGACGCCGAGCUGUUCCUCCGCUCAGGUUGCCAGGACGAACCUCGUGACUACCGCCUGCACAGGGACGAAGGAUUGGACCACGACGGCUCCAACGAGCCAAUGUGGAGGCCGUGGUAG
Rhipicephalus sanguineus (brown dog tick) is the source of this 705-nucleotide messenger RNA. RefSeq names its product transcription factor HES-2-like. Lineage: Eukaryota; Metazoa; Arthropoda; Arachnida; Ixodida; Ixodidae. The record is from RefSeq and is a predicted model, not a curated record. Gene Ontology annotation, biological process: regulation of neurogenesis; anterior/posterior pattern specification; regulation of transcription by RNA polymerase II. The transcript has 3 exons. Gene Ontology annotation, cellular component: nucleus. Gene Ontology annotation, molecular function: RNA polymerase II cis-regulatory region sequence-specific DNA binding; protein dimerization activity; DNA-binding transcription factor activity, RNA polymerase II-specific. Bases 1 to 705 code for a protein of 234 amino acids.